UCCAUAGCACAUACGUAAGCCAUGAGCUAUGCUACAAGAAAACCAGCCCAUACACAAUUCGUUCGAGCCGUGGGAAUUCUCAAUAACUUUUGUCAGAAUUUACUGGUAACCUAGACAGUAUGGCACGUAUAGCGAUAUGUUUAAUAAGAAAUGAUUUGCGUCUUCACGACAAUGAGGUCUUCCACUGGGCCCAGAAGAAUGCUGAAUAUAUUGUCCCACUCUAUUGCUUUGACCCUCGACAUUAUGGAGAAACUGUCCACUACAACCUUCCUAAAACAGGGCCCUUCCGCCUGCGAUUCAUAUUAGAUAGUGUUAAGGACCUUAGAGCCUCCUUGAUCAAGAAAGGCAGUACCCUCUUUGUGAGAUGUGGAAAGCCAGAAGAAGUGGUUGGAGACCUAAUCAGACAAUUGGGUUCCGUCAGCGCUGUGGCGUUUCAUGAGGAGGUAGCACCCGAAGACCAGACAGUGGAGAAGGGAGUGAGAGAUGUCUGUGCCCAAAGGAAUGUCAAAGUGUACACAUGCUGGGGCUCCACGCUAUACCACAGAGAGGACCUUCCCUUCCACCACAUAUCAAUGCUGCCCGAUGUGUACACACAGUUCAGGAAGGCAGUAGAGACCCAGGUCAGGGUGAGACCAGUGCUUUCAACCCCAGACCAGCUGCACCCUGUCCCAUCUGGCCUAGAGGAAGGACCUAUCCCUAGUCCUGAGGAUCUGGAGCAAACAGAGCCUGUAGCUGACCCCCGUUCUGCCUUUCCCUGUAUGGGGGGGGAGACAAAGGCCUUAGCCCGACUAAAGCAUUAUUUCUGGGAUACGGAUGCUGUAGCCACCUACAAGGAGACUCGAAAUGGAUUGAUUGGUGUGGACUAUUCCACUAAGUUUAGUCCUUGGCUGGCUCUUGGCUGCAUUUCCUCCAGAUACAUUUACGAACAAAUAAAAAAAUAUGAGAUUGAGCGGACCAACAAUCAGAGUACUUACUGGGUGAUCUUUGAACUGCUCUGGAGAGACUAUUUCAAGUUUGUUGGAGCCAAAUAUGGAUGCAGACUGUUUGAUGUUAAAGGCCUUCAAGAGAAGUCUGUCCCUUGGAAGAAGGAUAUGAAGUUGUUCAAUGCAUGGAAAGAGGGCUGCACGGGUGUGCCUUUUGUGGAUGCCAACAUGAGGGAGCUUGCCAUGACGGGGUUUAUGUCCAAUAGAGGACGUCAGAAUGUAGCCAGCUUCCUCACUAAAGACCUGGGUCUGGACUGGAGGAUGGGGGCUGAGUGGUUUGAAUACCUCUUGGUGGACCAUGACGUGUGUAGCAACUAUGGCAACUGGCUGUACAGUGCUGGGAUAGGAAAUGAUCCACGAGAGAACAGGAAAUUCAACAUGAUUAAACAAGGGCUUGAUUAUGACCCUUAUGGAGAUUAUGUAAGACUGUGGGUUCCAGAGCUUCAAGGUAUCAAGAAUGGAGACGUCCACACACUCUGGGUCCUCAGCAGUGACACCCUGUUAUCUGCACAUGUGUCCCUCAACGAGACUUACCCACACCCCAUUGUCAUUGCACCAGAGUGGUGCAGGCAUAUCAGCAAAAAAAUGACUGAAGCAGGACCUUCGUCCAGAGGCAAAAGAGGGCCAUCUCAAGCUCCUAAACAACAUCGGAACAGGGGCAUGGAUUUCUAUUUCCCCAAGAAUAAGCCCUUGUGACAGAGCUCAAUGCAAAUAGUACUGGUUGAAAAUAAGUUAAGGUUCCACUGAAACAAUACAGCUUACUUUUGUUUUGUUUGAGGCACGUACAAUUAUAGAAGACCUUUAGGUUCAUGAGUGACACUUCUGACUAUGUUGGUUGAAAGUGCAUUGUUAAAUAAAAGUAAAUAAACAAGUCUUAUACUGAUCAGAAGCUUGUCUUUGCCAUUAUACUGCAACACAAAGUGAACAAAAUAUAUGGUAUCAUACAAUAACAAUCACUUUUAUUGAAUACCUUUGGUAUUUAAAACCACCUGAGUGAAGCUCAGACAGUGGCCACUAACAUUCACUCUUACAUAAAACACAUGGGGAGGUGUAACAAAAAAGACGGAAGCUACGGGGCCGUCCCACAGGUAAGGAAGGCGGAUCUAGUGCACUCAUGAUUAAAGCUGGGUUAGGCAAGUUUUGCGAAGCUAGCUAAUUUAGCUUUUGUUUGACACGAUUCAAAACAAAAUAUCCUACAAUAUUACAUCCUACAACACUCCUACAAAACUACUAGUUUAUUUAGCAAAUAUGACAAAAAGUGCUUCUCAAACCUUUUGCCUGCCAACCUGCAAAACUGCCAACCUUUCAGAGGGAUAACCUAUGUAAGGCUGGGUGUCAAACCUGCCCCCACCUCUCAUAUGCUAAAGUCUGGAGUUUCUGGACGGUCUCAACUUGAUGGCCCUCACACCCCAUUCAAGAUUUGGUCUGAUUGGUUGGUCUUGUGUAUAAAGGGAAUUGUAAUGCAUUGUUCUGUGGAUUCUUCAUCUCCUGAGACUUUCUCCUCAGUUCUCCCUUGUCCUACUGUCCUACUCCUUGCUCACCUCUUGCUUUCUCUCUGAUUUACAAUGAUCAUGGUAGAGUAGGUAAGAUUUAAAGCUUUCAUAUUGUAACAUGUUUGCCUUGUAAUUGAUUUCAUUCAUUUGCAAUGUCAUUAAAUGCGUAUUUCUUUUAACCGUA
Molecule: messenger RNA, 2660 nt
Organism: Osmerus eperlanus (European smelt)
Lineage: Eukaryota; Metazoa; Chordata; Actinopteri; Osmeriformes; Osmeridae
Gene: cry-dash
Product: cryptochrome DASH
Exons: 14
Coding region: 120-1679 (519 amino acids)
Biological process (GO): photoreactive repair
Molecular function (GO): damaged DNA binding; FAD binding; deoxyribodipyrimidine photo-lyase activity
Source: RefSeq, a predicted model, not a curated record